UCGCAAUUGUACAACCAAGUAAGUCGGUGUCUAUUUAUUUGUCGAAAAUAAUACAUUCAUAAUUUGUGCAAAAUGAAAGAUGACACGAGACUUUGCCUUAAAGAUACGGAACCAAACAACGAUAAAAUCUUAAAAAACUACGCAGAAUGUAUUGCAAAACGUGAAAAAUUUGUUAAAUAUGAUAUAACGGUAGCUAAAAUAACAAAAAAAGGAGAUGGAUAUCUAGCAACUCCUUACGAAAUUGAUAUAAAAGGAGCAACUGCCGACGGAGAAAAGGAGGUCAACUUAUUUGUGAAGAAUAUCAUUGCAAAUGAUACGUUUGGUGGUUUCUUUUCUAUUAAAGAAGCAUAUAAUCGAGAAUGCUAUUUUUAUAAAGAGCUUUCGAAGAUUUUCAGCCAGUUACAAGAAGGUAAAGUGCCUAAAGGAGAUAAACUUAAUAUGGUUAAAGGCUAUGAAGAAUCUACUACAGAAGCUAUCAUUAUGGAUAAUGCAACAAAAAAAGGUUACAAAACUCUCAACAGAAUGGAAGUCGUCGCCCCUUUGAAAUUCAUAGAACUAGCAUUGGAGCAACUUGCGAAAAUUCACGGCUUAGGUUUCGUAAUUCAUGAAGAAAUGCCAGAAUAUUUUAAUGACAAUAUAGCUAUUAAAGAAUUUCCUAUGAUAUUUAAUGAAGAAUGGAAAAAGAUAGCAAGAUCUGCAAUAAAUAUAACGUUAAAGAAUCUAAACCCAGUGCCGAGGAAGAAAGCUGAAGGGUUUGUUCCAAAGAUUUUAAGCAAAUUAGAAGAGUACUAUAAAGAGAAAUCUUUGAUACGCACUCUUUGUCACGGAGAUUUCAGAGUCAUGAACUUACUGAUGAAAGAAAUUAAUGGUGAAGUAACAGAAGUUAUUCCAAUUGACUACCAAAUAAUAUACUAUGGAUGCCCUGCAACAGAUGUACUGUAUUUAUUGUAUGGAAGCACAGACCUUAAUCUCCGAAAACAACAUCAUAAACGCUUAAUCAACUUAUACUAUGACACUUUGUCAAGAUUUCUAAAAUAUUUUGAAAUCGACGUCAAAGACGUUUACCCAAGGAAAGAAUUUGAUGCAGCGAUUGAAAGGAGAUCAGAGUUUGGUCUAAUGAUGGCUCUUUAUUUCUACCCCCUCUUCUUUGCCCCUGAUGAUGAUGUCCCAGAAAUAACAGAGGAUUUUACAACUAAACAUUAUAAGUUAGAUAGUGAAAUUAUGAAGAAGGUCGAAGAAAUCAUUGAAGAAUUUGAAGAAGCGGGCCUAUUGUGACUUAUUUAUUACUAUUACUGUGGCUAUGGAGUUCCUUUUCUUAUAAAGCUGAAACCACAUAAGUACGACUUGCGUAUUGUAUCGGCGUAUGUGAUUGAGGUAGUGUAUUAUGGCCACAUCCAAAUGUUACACCGUGUGAAACCAACUUUAUUACGUCACGUGUUAGAAUGUCACAUACCAUUAGGAACCUAGCUGCCAAUCCUUUCGUAUUAUUUGUAGAUCUGUCUAUUUUAAUCUGUGGCCCAAUUAUAUGGGGUGUUAUUGACAUCGUAAAGAAUACUGAGUGAAAUUUCCUAUCGGUAAAUUAAUGAAAAUUUUAGUGGUUUUUUUUUUUUUCAUAUUUUGAGUUUCAUACUUUUGCGACGGAACUUUUUUACUUGAUAUCAACUCAGAAUCAUGGUCUGAAUCAUCCCUCAAAGUUUUCAUUACGAUGUCACUAACACCCUGUACAUCUGAUUAAUUAUCGAUACAAUCACGAGUAUAUAAUUGUUCUGUCACUUUAUUGUUAAGUACAUGUUUUGUACAUUUUUAUGAAUUUCCUGUUUAAUGAUUUUUAUUGUUAUAU
Molecule: messenger RNA, 1840 nt
Organism: Pectinophora gossypiella (pink bollworm)
Lineage: Eukaryota; Metazoa; Arthropoda; Insecta; Lepidoptera; Gelechiidae
Exons: 2
Coding region: 73-1275 (400 amino acids)
Source: RefSeq, a predicted model, not a curated record